AUGCCUACAUCUUUCUCAUUAUUCAACACUCCAAAAUCGAAAUCGAAACCUUCGACCUCUUCCUCUAAAUCGAAUUUCGAAUUCAAAUAUGAACAAACCUCAGAUAUCAUGACAAAGUCAACUUCCAGUACUGAGGUUACGAGCGGCAGUUCGAUUUCAUCGCCAGUUGUGAUUCCUACUCGAGGUCACCACGAUAGUUUCAAGAAUGGUUUAGCAUUUGAGCCAAGAAAGGAUCGUCGUCAAACUACCAAAAAGUACCCGACACGGUCAGGUCGUCGCCCUCACGAUGUCUGUUCGCCAGAUGCAAUUUCUCCCUCUGUCGCCGCCUUGCUGGCAAUCACCGCCAUUCCGCGUCCCAAAUCAUACAACGGUGUUCGCAGACAGGCUACGUCUAGGCAAAGGUUGACAGUGGAUGCCAUAUUACAACAUACUGCUGUUUCGGAGAAAGAACUGAGUAUAACAUUUGGUAUGAGUCCCAUGGAGUUAUUGUUAAGUCCUCCAGAAAAAACCGAUUCGAUCGAUUGUUGCAGUUCGGAGAAUGGUCCGGGAUCAGUGUUCUCGAGUAGGACUACAUCGAGCGAGUCUGUACCAUCGUUGGAUGAUGCUUCCCUCAGUGAUGCAUCAACUACACCAGGCUCAAUUUUAACACCGAGUUCACGAGGGAGAAGGUCUCUGCCAACCCGGAGGUAUCAACCAACAUUUUCGGGCGAAGCUACUUUGCACGACCAUCCUUUAUCAGAUGUUGAUGUUGAAGAACUCGACUUUAGAGUCUUCCAGCGAGCUUCAGAUUUAUCCAAGGAUCAACAACCUAUCGCUGGUGUCGAACCCCCGCGUCGCAAAUCCGCUUUCAAAUCAAACUUAACUGCAUCGUUGCGAGCUUUGAGGUCUGCGGCAAAAUCAUUUUCGAGUCUCACAACACCUAUGAUUACACCCGAUGAUUUCCUUACAAGAUCUAUCAUGUCAAUUGACCCGAAAGUUCCAUUUACGGAUGAAAGGAUGCCACCUUUACUGGUUGACACACCUACUCCAGCACUACGUCGUUAUCUCAACCCCACGACAAAUGCACCCACGGAUGCACAUGUGCUAACAUCUCUCACCCAAACAAUGAGUGCUACAAAAUGUACAGCAUCCAUACAGAUGCAAACUUACAAGGUAUCCAAGUCUUCAAAAGGUUCUUCGCCAACUGGAUUCAACAGGCGCAGACAAGAAGAUUCCGAGCAAGGUUUUGCCGAGGUCGCAACUGGUCCAGUCGCACGUCAACGCGAUAUGAGGGAAAAUAGCGACUUUAUCCGAAUUGCGGUCAUGGAAAUGGCAAUGCGAAAAAAUGGCAAGUUGGACGACCGCAAGCCAGGAAGAGCGAGAUGGGCUCUGCCACCCAGACGGGCACCUAGCAAACCCUACGAAAUUGGGGACGAUGGAGUUCCUCUUCGAUGGACUGCACUUACUUACUAA
Molecule: messenger RNA, 1452 nt
Organism: Sclerotinia borealis F-4128
Lineage: Eukaryota; Fungi; Ascomycota; Leotiomycetes; Helotiales; Sclerotiniaceae
Source: the annotation of a GenBank genome assembly